UACACUAGAACGACAGAACCAUUCAAGAAGGAGCGGGUGCAAGCAAUAGUCGAUGCAGUACAAAUCGGCGACGACCUCAGUGCAGAAGAACGCGCGCGCGUCCAGCAACUCAUACGAGAAUACGCCGAUUGCUUUGCGCUAUCAAUAAAAGAGGUUACCCCGAUACCAGGUGCGGUCCAUACCUUGAACGUGCCGCCAGACGCUACCUUUUCGAAAAGGGUACACCAGAAGCCGCUAACGCCGCCGCAACGAGCGUACGUUCACAAGAAGAUCGAUGAAUUGAUCGAAGCCGGGGCGAUCGAACCAUGCUCGCCCAGCGAAGUCAAAUGCAUCGCGCCGAUCACGCUGGCGCACAAGGCCCAC
Messenger RNA from Trametes versicolor FP-101664 SS1, 363 nucleotides. RefSeq lists its product as uncharacterized. The transcript has a single exon. NCBI's taxonomy places the organism in Eukaryota, Fungi, Basidiomycota, Agaricomycetes, Polyporales, Polyporaceae. The record is from RefSeq and is a predicted model, not a curated record. The annotation marks the transcript as partial.